Messenger RNA from Aspergillus nidulans FGSC A4, 2348 nucleotides. RefSeq lists its product as uncharacterized. Gene Ontology annotation, molecular function: lipid binding. The transcript has 2 exons. The coding region runs from base 1 to 2205 and encodes 734 amino acids. Lineage: Eukaryota; Fungi; Ascomycota; Eurotiomycetes; Eurotiales; Aspergillaceae. The record is from RefSeq and is a predicted model, not a curated record.
AUGUCGCGGGCAGAAACGGAACCCCUUCUCCCUCGCUAUGACGACGAAACGAGCCGUCAGCGUCGGCUGCAUCAGAAGAUCCAUACCUAUCAGAUGCUUCGUGCCUUUUCCGAGGGGUACAUGCCAUCGACCGAGCAAGCAGUCGCCAACCUCCGCUCUUUACUAGCGUUCGAUAUCUUCAACCCUCGUAAUCCCGAUAUAGGUUCGGUGGGCCGCCAGCUGGUCCGCGAUUGCCGCCUGUGGAUCCAGUUGUUGAUCGAGUUCCUACAGACUAAGAACAGCGAGGAUCAAUUGCAGGAAUUCAUCUGGCAUCUCUCCCACGGCAGGGCCACUAUCCACGCCAGGCAGCUCACGCAACGAGCAGCUGAUACGAAAGCCAAAGCAGACACUAAAGCAGCUUAUGAUAGCCUUCGGACUGUCGGAAACCUUCUGUUAACCAAUGCCGACUUCCGCCUGUUCGUUGAAGACUUGACCACCGUAGGUCGUGAAAUAUUCUCGGAUACAGCGUUCUCUCUGUCCAGAGCGUCACGAAAAGCCGGGAAGAAGCUCAAACCAAAGCAGGAGGACCAACAAGCUCUGUCUGGCGCCGGUGCGGAUGAGGGGCAUACCGUUUCAAAUGAGGAGCUACGCGAAGAAGUAACUCAUGUCGCAGACGUUGCUAAGAAUGGACUUGUCCAAACGGGCAAGGAGGCUAAAGAGUCUGUCGAGGAACACCUGACCGGAAAGGAGCAAGAGACUCUGCUAUACAGGCUGAAGCAGACAGUCCUCAAGCUCCGCGAGCGCAGAGACUACACGGACUCGGUUGCGAUCCUUGCACGGUUGUUGCAGAAGUAUGCCUCGGUCUACGUGAAUGCCGCCACGGACGCCGUCGCAACUGCCGAGGACGAGACUGAGAUUAACGAAGACCUCAAAAAGGCGAUACGUAAAUUUUGGGCACUGCUUCAGACGAUUGGUGAUUCCAAAGAAUGGCAAGCUUUGGAACAACGGCUUCACGACGUGCUCCAGCACGCCAGCGGGGAUCCUGAUUUUGAGAACUUGGUGUCAGAAAUAGGAUCCGCCAUGCAGGAAAUGAUGACAAACCCAGACUCUUUUGACUCGGCCCAGGAGAAAAUUGGAGAGCUUAAGGAGAAAUCCAAGCAAGUUGGCGCUGAGUCCAGUUUGCGAAAGGAUGUGGACGAAUUCCUUGCCCAGGCCAAACGAGCUCUGCACACCAUCUCCCAGGAUGAGUCAGUUUCCAAACUGACUAGCGCGUCUCGCAAGCUCUACAAGGAUGUUUCAGAGGGCUAUCAUAACCGGCGUGGAAAUCUGCCUGCGGAUAUGCUUGAGAUCUUUUUGCCUCUUGUUCUCCGCAACAUCCAAUAUAUUCCUAUUCCUCGCCUGGAGAUUUCUGCGCCAGAGGUCGACCUUUUGAUUGAGAACCUGAUUCUCGAACCCGGUCACACUGUGAACUACUCGUCGUUCCUUCCUUAUCGGAUGCAUGUUACCACCCGCAAUGACAUCGACGUCGUCAAGCGGCACUCGAAGAGGACUACAGCAAAUUUGAGGACAAUGUUCACCGUCUCACUUUCUGGGAUCAACGUGAGUGCGUCAGAAUUUGGCUUUUGGCUCCGUACCCAUAAAGCCCUCUUCUUCUAUCUCAAGGACCAAGGUAUUGCAAGCUUCUACCUCGACAAGCGGGGUAUCGAUAUCUCCCUAGACGUGGAAGUUGGUCGAGACCGCCUGGAGCAGAUCUUCACCUUGCGCGGAGUACGUGUGCGCAUCCACAAGCUCGACUACAAAGUGCACAGCGGUAGAUGGAGAUUUCUGAUCUGGCUCACCAAGCCCUUCCUCAAGCACAUGAUCCGCCGGGUGUUGGAGAAGCAAAUUGCCGAGUCAAUCGUCCAGGCGGCUCAUGCACUGAAUAGGGAACUUGUGUUUGCUCGGGAGCGUCUUCGAGCCGCACGCAUCGCUAGCCCUCAGGAUCUAUUCACUUUUGUCCGUGCGGUACUGGCCCGCUUGGCGCCAGCCCCUAACCCAGAUAUUGACGCCCGCGUGGGCAUCGACGCACCAGGCAGUGGAGUCUUCAAGAACGUCUAUGCUCCUGGGAGUCUUGUUAAAGUAUGGAAUGAUGAGGCACGACAGGCACAUGAUGCUGUGGAGGAGGGCGAGGAAACUCCAGGCUUGCACAGGACCUGGCGAAAUACCAUCUUUGAUGUUCCAGUAUGACGAUGUAUAUGCUAGCUGUUAUGCGUUAUGAUCCAUCCACCAAUGUUUUUUUUUCUUCGGAAGCUCUAUGAACUGCCACUAAUAAUCGACUAAUGUGAUCAAUUGCUUGUCACAGUCAAUAAAUUCUGGUUCAGUUGCUCUGU